CGAUGUAAGGUCGGAAGACGGGAGGCGUGGCCUCGAAUAAUCAGCUCAGGGUAGUCCAGUGUCCUUGCGCAUAUCCAGUAGCUAUACGUACACAUGUACUAUCGCUCACGUGUGCAUCCUAUAUACUGAGAAGAGAGAAGUUUCGAGCAUUAUCAAUCACUUUCGUCGGUGGACCGAACGGUGGAUCUGUCUCGACGGUCGUCGGCAGGUAAAACGACCCAAUUUCCGUGGACUCGAAGAUUACGGCGAUGCCCGCGAACAAGGGAAACCUGUCGACGCCUCAUAAAGAAAAGCCCGGAAACGGCUUGACCACGGGUGCCUCCAAAAAGAAGAAACGCUGCACCGUUAAGCAUAAAAGACAUUGCAAGCAAUAUCUGCAGCUCCAUUCAGAGUAUAGGAGCACGUACACAUGGCACGAGUACACUGGGCCGCAUCAGGAGCAUACGGUCGUUCGUCGAGCUCCGCAACCACCGCCGACGUCGACGAAGCAACCGAGCGCGAAGCUACAAUCGGCCAAGUCAACCGAGGAUGAGAACAACGAAGGACCCACUUUGGAACCACCAUUGCCACGGCGAAAGAAAUGCCCGGAGCUGGCGUACAAAACGCACGAAUUCAUGACGGCAGCCGAUGGGGGAGGCAUCGACGCCGUCGAUUCGAACGUUGUAGCUGACAAAGUUCGAGAAGUUACAACGCAGUCAGGUUUGCCACCGAGUCAACUGAGCAAAGCGAUUUCGCGGAUCAGCACCGAGUAUCGGCUGCAGUUCGCCUGGCCUAGAAGACCUCAACUGACGAAUGGCGAGACAAUGGCGCCGGAGGUGUUGGCCGCGGGACUUCCUGCAGGUACGACAGGCCCACCUAGAAAAUCUCUCAGCAUGGGAGCUCUUAAGCAGGGUAUCGCCCCUACAGGACCUGCCCCGGUUCACAAGAAACGACCCGGUGAUGUCGAUCAUAAGCGCGAUGGUAAAUGGAACAUCUCGACAAAUUUUUUCUCCUCCGAUCCAACUUGCGUUUGCUUUCCAAGGGGUCUUGAACCAUUUCAAGUAGAAAAAAGAAUGCAAGCGUCGGAGUUGGAGCCGCUGGUCGGAGGAACCGGGGCCGACACCAUCGACGGAGUGGUGCCCGAGGGCGACGAGCGCGAGGAGGAUAUGCCGGACUUGAAAAUAGCUUUCAGGGGUAAAAAGUCAGGUAGGACCGUAAGGAUAUCGGAUGAUAAAGGGCUGAGCAAACCGCAGAAGAAACCGUUUCCUACGUCUGAUGUCAUCGAGCUUAGACGACUCGCUGACGAGUACAAGCAUCGCGACUGGGGUUGCGGUCUGGCAGCAGAGGACGAGGCUUCGCUGUGGAAACGAGUCUCCAGUAACCACGCUCUCAACGCGCUGUCCCUUGCCAGGUCAGUGACGAAGGAAGAGAAAGAAAAGGAGAACACGAGGAAGGUCGCCCCCGUUGCCGCCACGAUGACCAUGCCCCCUGCUGGCCGACCAUCAUCGGUACAAGCCAGACCCGUUCACGGAAUUUUGCAUGACGAUUUUAAAGUGGACCCGGAAAGAGCCAUUGCUCGCGCAAGGAAAGAUUUCUUGAUCCGCCAUCACUUGGAUCGUACAACUGGCGUGGAAAAAACCUGUUCUCCUUUCCUGUCAGGUGACGGUGCACUACUUCCCUCUCCAACGAGAGAGAAGUUGGAGCCCGUGAUACCACGACGUCGAGAGGAAACGAAAGAGCACCGCGAGGAGAUUCAGCCUAAGACCAAGUCCAGUCCUAAGAACAGUCCAAGAACCGGUCGUUCUCAGAGUCUUGGUCCUACCGUGACCGAACGUCGUUCACCUAAACGUCAACCACCGCGUGCACCGUCCGUCACUAAAGACGCCAAGGAGAAAGAAAAGGAGCCGAAGGACAAGGAGAAAGAGCAAAGGGAAAAGGGCAGUGAGCCUGAAAGGCACCCACGACCGAUCACGGGCCCUGGCCGUGUGCGUUGGAGCAUACGGGAACCGUCGACGGUUUCCUCGGCGGGUUCGUCGAUCAGCGUGCCGCCAUUACCGCCACCACCCUCGGGCCCAGGGCCUACUCCGUUCUACAGGAGGUCCCCGCAGGUCCAUCGGAAAUCCUUCCUCGCAACCACCGCUCCCCCCUAUCGCCCUCUUCAUCACGCGAAACCCUCGACCACUACCACAAGUACCACCACAAUUACCACUACUACCACAACCACCACUACCACAACUACCACUACCACAAACACGACAAGUACAAGCGUAAAACCCCCGGUAAAGCAUUCGGUUCAUACGAGUGUCCAUCACCCACCUACGUCGAGCGCUGCUGCUGCGGCCAGGCCGGACCGUGUUAAAGAUAUAAGCCGGUCCCACCAAGGUCCGAACGAGGCAAAAACGGGCCGCGACCAGACAGCUGCGGCAGCCGCCGUCGCCGAUCCAUCCAAAUCAUCCUCCGAUAGUCGAUACGCGUCAAACCAAGCCGCUACUGCCGUCCAACCUAUGACGGCAGAACCGCAAGUGAACGGGGACGUGACCGGAGGAGAUUCGAGCGUCGCGUCGACACCGCCGUCACAGACGCAGUCGCAGCCGCCCGUUUCGGCCACCACCGCAAGCCCGUGGAUCGACGACGAGCCGGUAGUGAAAAGCCCGCCAGAACCGACAAGGGUAAAGUCUCCGGAGCAGAUGAUCAUGCGCUCCCCGGAACCGGUCAACUGGACGGUGCCAUUGGACACCGGCAAAACAUUCACUGUCACUCAAAACGUCAGAGAAGAACCUUUGACGCGUCCGCAUAGCGAAGCGAAGAGCUGGGCACCUUCGUCGGUUCCGUCGGCCCCGCAAUCUGCACCACCUGAAUUGGCGGCACAGCACAAAUCGCAGCAUUCUCAGCAUUCCGGAUAUAAGUCACCAGAAAGCGAAAGCGUUUCUAUCGGUAGCUUUAGCGGCUUGAACGGGCACAAGGACAUGGAUUCCGAAAGGGAUAGUCCAUUGCCUUCGAACGUUCAGGCUGGCGGCACCACCGCACUCGAUGAAAAUGAAACAGACGGUACCGAGGAAGAACCCAAGGAACAACAGAGACCGGAACCAUCGAUAAAACCUGUGUCUGGGACGAGUUUAAGAUGCCUAGAGGAUCCGAGUUUCGAAUACGAUAGAAAGAAAGAAGCUGGUCAACCUGCGACGACAACAACCAUGACGACACCGUUAUCGUCUACGGUUCCUCAACAAGGUUACCGUAUCCUAGAAGCUGAAUCGCCUCAGGGUGGUACCACCGAGGGCGGUGGUGGCGGUGGAGGUAGCAUGGGUGGGUUAGGAAGUAGUAGCGGCGGUGGUUAUCACGUACUGGAAGCACCAACGGUGGUACCAGGCUCCGCACAACGUUCUGCAGCGAGCGAGGUGCUGGAAAAGGCGCGAAAUCGCUUCGAUAAAUUCUGGGGAAAGGGCAGCAGCUCGGAAAAUUAGAGCGUUCGAAGGAAGCUGAUAAAUAAACGUAGUAGUUAACGUCCUCGAAAGCGGGGGAGCAAGCAGAAACGAAGGAAAACGAAGGUAGAGAAUGAAAACGAAGAGUAAGAGAUGAAAUAAUUCGACGAGGUUCCUGUGAAAGCUCCUUUCGUGGUUCGUCUGCUCGUUCCUGUUGUUUUUCAGCGGGAAGGAGAUAUUUCGUAGGUUCCUUUCCGUCUUACUCAUCACGUGUUGAACGUUCUUCGUUCGUCCUGAAAAGCCUCGAGAGAUCUAGAUGCUUUCUUUAUGUUCGACGUCUCCGGAACGAGAAGAAGAGUCGUGACGAUUAGAGAGGAUUUUUUUUAGGAGAGAAACAGGCUUAGAGGCGAGUACUUGAAUGCGAUCGAUAAAGUACCUCGAAGGAGAAACGUCUCGUAGCGAAGAAGAAUUGACGAACACCUGCUCCGUAAGACGAUCGAGAACGAAGACGGUGCGUGCAGGCAACGCGUCAGUCUCGUUGAAACUCGAGGAAUAGUUGGGAGACACGCGUUCGAUGAAUAUACAUGUACACAUCUACACGAUACACGCGCGUACACGGGCAAAGAUUUGUUAAGUUACAGCGAUCAUAGUCAUUCAAGCAAAAAUCGAUCUUGACUUUGAGACGAUCGAAGAAUCGAAAGAACGAAUUUCCAAUCUACACACAGAUCACGCGGAUACUCGGUUACCCAUAGAUACACCGAAAUGUCACACGAUACUACACGAAAGGACACAUAGAAAGACACGCAGUUAGACGAACACACGCGAGUCAGUAAGUUUCUAGGAUAUUUCAAGUGAUCUCGAGAGAUCUGCCGUAGUUAAGCCCGAAUUCUUUUUCCAUUGAUGAAGAGAACAAAAGAACGAAGAAUAAAAGUGAAAAUAAGAUAAUAUCGUGGCGAAUCGAAUCGCGAGGAAAUAAAAUACGGCUUGUCGCUAUAAAUAAGAAAGGAAGGAUAUAAUAGCCUUCGGCCGCUUCGUGCGUUUUAUAUAAGUCUAUAUACAGAAAACAAUUACGUACGUAUACACGAAUAUGAAUGUAUACAGUUAAUGGGUAUCGCACUCGCGGAUCAUACGAUCACGGUACCGACAAAAUUCCUCGGAUCUUUCCCGUCGAUCGUUCGACCUCUCAUCUCCUCAAUCACUGGCUCUAUAUGUAUUUAGAAAGAAAGAUUUUUAGCAAGAAAAUUAAUCGUCCGAUAGAUCCGUUGAAUUAUCGAUGGCACCGUGGAAAGGUUAGUUUCUUUUAAACACGAAAUCAUUUUCUUCGAGCGUUUGCCGAUCCAGGAAAUGGAAACUCGUUCCAUUUCCGCGUGGAAUUCUCGAUCGUUCUAAAAGAAAUUUACAGAAUCAAGAAUUACUGCUGCACAAUGUUAACAUUCCUCGACUUUGCAAGUUCAUACAAAUUUAUAAAAAUUAUCCGUUCUGUUCUUGUUUCUGUCAUGUUUUUAGUUGAAGGAAGAUCAUUAGCCUCUCUCUCUCUCUCUCUCUCUCUCUCUCUCUCUUUCUCUUUCUAUAUACAUAUAUACGCUAAUGUUGCCCAACAAAAUUUCUUGAAGGACGAUCGAGCAUCGUACGACGAAGAACUUCCCGGAAGCCUGACAAAUAGAAACUACCACCAGCAAGCGAAACGAAUUACUGUAGUGAGGCGUAGUGUUUUUUUCACACAUGACAGGAAUUCUCGAGGUUCACGAUUUAGAUAUCGAAGGAACAACCGAGGACAACAAAGAAAGACGAGUAGGAGAAUUCGUACUUGCGAAUUAGUCGAAAUCGUCGGGAACCGACGAGAAUCGAGGUGAAACGAAGGGCCAAUUCCUUCGGAUCUCGCGCAAAAAUCACGCUUUCACGCGUCGCUUCGAUUUACGAUUUGAAACUUGGUGCUAGUCGAAAAUGCAUCGAAAUUACGGAGCUACGAAAUCGUUACGGAACAAGUUGUUAAACCGAAGGAGAAACGGGACGAAGGAAGAAGCGGUGAACGCUAUUCUCCCGUUGCACGCUGCAUUCCGUCUGAUUUCUUAUAUGACAAAUUCAUUCGUACGUUUCUCUUUCGAGCUAGUCGAAGACGAAGAAGGAAAGAGGAGAAAAAUUUGACAAGCUCGGGGCUCGAUAACGAGGGUCGUGCUCCUGUCUUGGAGGAAGAAAGCGAGCAGGCGCAAGAAACAACAAAUACGAGCAACAAUACAAUUCGAGAAAGUAACAGUCGACGGUGAAACCGAACGGAUGACACCGAAACAAGAACUGUCAGGAUAAGGCAUAUUUCGUGAUUACGGGGAGAGAUAGGAGCCCCUUGUUCUCACUUCGAGGACGAUGGAAGGAGAGGAAAGAGAAAUGCGGAGAAGAAAGAAAAAAAUACGAAAGGAAUCGAACGAUGGAGCUUUUUCUCUCUUUCACGCGCAUUUGGUACACCGGUACACCACACUCCAUCCAGAUCCACGUCCAAGAGUCAACCAACCGUAGUGAAGCAGUAUAAUGAUAAUGAUUAAUAUGAUAAACGAUACUCUAAUAAUAAAGAAAAACUACUAAGGCAAAAAAAAUGAACAAAAAAAUGAAAAAAAAAGACGUAUGGUAAAAAGUUUACUGAAUGAACGACUGACGAGGGAUUCGACGAAAGCGUAAAAAAGAUCAUGAUAACGACGAAAGAUCGUGGCUAACAUUUUUGGGAAUGGUUGACCCAACGAUAACCAAUCGAUGAUGAUCGUUUUAGUUCUUUUCCCUUUUCCGUUUGUGUUUGUUUCGACGAAAUUAUUGGUAGCUUUCUACGAAACGAAAGGAGGAGAAUGAUCCAAGUAAUUCUAUAAAGAAUCGAUCUAACGUCUUCGAAAGUUUCUCAUUUGACAGAUCAUUCGUGUUCGAAAUUGUUUACUUUCACGACAUUUUUUAACGAUCCGAUCUAAUCCCAUGGUUUUUCUCACAGAGAAUAUCAAAGUGAUCAUGAUUAUUCACGAUAGCAAAAAUAUUGAAAUUCAUCGCUGAUUAAGCUGUCGUUCCAAACAGUAUGAGACCUAUCGGUACGAUAUUACCGGAAACACGGUUUUCUUCUUUCUUUUCUACGAGAGUUACGAUCCCGUCUACCCCUUUUUUCCCUCGAUUAAUCCCUUUCCUUUCCUUCGGUUACGUUUAAAAACUAGUAACCUUUACGUCUGCUUACACCGAUCUGUCUGAUUCACGACAGAGACGAACACGGUUGGAUGGAAUGCGUGUAAAAUGAUACAGGAAAUACGCGGCUUUGAUCAGAGAUUUAUUAUUUAUUCUUGAAACCUUCGAUGCAGUGGCGGAUUAUUAAACAAAUUCCAUAAUCUAUAUUCCGGGUCGAAUUUCUUAUCUUCUAAAUCGUAAGGACGAUUGUUCCAUUAUUUUUUCAAAUAUCCAUGUUCGAUGUACGUGUGACUUUUUAGUAUUAAAUCCGUCUCAGCUUCGACGUUCAAUUUAGCGACUCUUGUGCACAAUACGGUGAACGGUAGCAGAUUUCGUUUAGCGAACUUGUGUCAAGUGUCGGAAGCUGUUUUAAACGCGCUCGCCAUUUCGGUGAACACGAUCUAUUGUGAUAAGCGCUCAAUUAUUCCAUUCCGCGCGCAAUAGCCUUGAAACUGGAGUUACUAUUUAAUUAGAACGAGCAGAAACUGAAAUAACGCUGUUACGACAGUUCGUCGAAUAUUUCUAAGAGAUUCACUCGGAACAGUGGCGUUGUACAAACUAUUAUUAUUACUGCGCUGUUACUACGAUGAUUAUUCUAAUUGCGUAAUUGCGAUGAUUGUGAUAAUGUAUAUUUACUUGUUGCCACUUGUUAGAAGUGUGCGUUAGAAGGUUUUUGAAAGCGCCACCGAUUCGACGAAUUUCAUGUUGUUUCCAUUUCUUUUUCGUUUUUGUUGCUAAAUCGAAAAGCUAAGAAGAAGGGAGCGCAAGAGGAGAAAGAGAAAGGCAUUGAACAGUUUGGUGUAAGCGCAUAAAAACGGAGACGGAAACGUUGAUCGACAAGGCUCGUAGCCGCUUUAAACGUGUCGAAGAAGCACCUCGCAGAAGCUUACACUGCCCAUCCGAAUUUAGAAGCUGAUUUGUCCUGUGAUUUCCAGAACGUCACCCACCAUCUUCUAGGGCUAUUAUAUAUAUAAACUGCUAUAUUUUGCUGGAAGCAAAAGUCGCGAGACACGCGUGCGGCAUGGCACGGAGGAAACGCAAUUUCAUAAACCAAACCUAUCAGAUCUAUCAACUGGCCGCCGUGUAUUCGAAAAUUGUUCCUGUUUCCGAACGAGGUGAAAACUUAACGAACACCGUGGAGAAAUCAAGCAUUUCAAACCUUUAUACAUUUGUUUUUAUCGUGUACGUCGAUGGAUAAUCAAUGGACAUCGAGCUCGAACCGUUUUCGCAAGACUACAACAACGCCCUUCUGUUAGGCGAAAUUCACUAUAUGUAUAAAACUUUCUUUCGUUUCUAUAUGAUUACGCGUGUCUAAACAUAAAGGAAUUAUGUCUAGGAAGAGGCUUGGAAAUUCGAGGAUCGAAUGUUUACGAUAAUCUUUUCUUUCUAGUCGAUCGAACGAUUUGUUGUUUCGCGUAAACGUUUUCUCCUUCUAAACUGUCGAACCAACGUUUCGCUUCUCGUCGUUCCAAGCCUUUCUUCUCGCGUACACGCGUGGACAGAUUUCAGAUUCUAUCACUGUCGAAAACAAGUUGCAAAACCAUCGACGAACGGGCCUUAAGAGAAACGGCAAAUCCCGUGAACGUGCUGGCCACGUUCUGGACACGCGCAUUUUUUCUGUGUCCAACGAUUCAAGAUCGAAGAGAAAAGCCGAUAGUACGCGGAGUAAAAGUACAGUUUCCUAAUACGUUAGGAGACAGAUCUUUACGAUGCAACCAAAAUUGGCUAGGUAGAAACUCUGAUGAUAGAUACUACUAUCGUGAAAAUCAUUUUCUUUCAAAACAAGUAGGAAGAAAUUACAAAAUAAUAUAAUACGUGAGUGAUUACCGUUUGGGGUUUCGCCUGUAUUCUCGCCUCAGUUUUUAUGCCUACUUAUACAUACUUAGAUAGGUUGUACGAAACACAUAUAAAAUAUGUCUAUAUACAUUAUAUAGUAUAUUAUUAAAAAACAAUGCGGGUGGAAAGAAGAUGACGUUAGAACAACGAUGGUAUUUAAACGAAAAAGGCUGAGGGGAUAAAGCAAAGCAAAGAGGCUGUUUUGUCAGAAUAAGAGAAUCAUGUGUAACUGAUCAACUAUUAUCGCAGAAAUAACGACGACGAGUAUGCUUUACAACGAAUAGAAUGAAUGAUUAUCCGGUACUGAUUGGGUCGAUUCUUGAUUUUCUUAAAACGUUAAUAAUCUCGAAUCAGGAACCGUACGAUUUCUUCUGGUACUUUUCUUUCUUUUUCUUUUUUUCUUUUUAGGAAGAACAUAAAUCAUUGAUCGGUUUAUUUGUAACAAAGGAAUGCGACACGACAAGAUUUCUCGUAUUUUACAAAACAGAUGGACAGACAGUAGUAAGGGAAAUCGAACGAGUAUUGCAAAGUUGAACGAUCGUGAUCGACGAUACCAGAAAAGUAUGCGGAUGACGUGUUUCUUCGUUUAUAUUUUGUCAUACGAAAAUCUAUGUACGCGUUUCUUCGAUCAAGUACAUAAUCACUCGUUAUGUCGAUGAAAUAUCGGAUCUGAAUCGUUUGCUAUAAUGUAACAUCUGGUUAUUUCAUCGAGACGUUAUUUCAAGACGUUGCAAGAUAUUUCAAGAUAAAAAUUUUAAGAAAUUUCAAAUCAUACGCGAAAUUUUUAACUUCGACUUACUGCCAAGUCAUGAUAUCUAGAUAUACAAACACAAUUUCCUGUCGCGUUACCGCAAACGAUUCGAUCGCUAUACAUCCGAUCCCGAUUCCGAAAUUUAGGCAACGAUAUUCCAAUAUCUCCUAUUUCAAUAUCUCACGUAAUUUAAUAAAUAACAAAAACGCGAUAACGAGCGGCUGGAAAUUUCAGGAGACCGACUUCUUCUUUCGCGAUCACUGACCGUCUUCUUUUUUUCUCAUAUUCCCUUCCCACGCUCAAUGUGCACAUUCCGGGACCGACGAUGAUCUAUGUAAAAAUUUGUUGUUUGCGAACGAAAGCAAAAGAGAGGAAAUGAGAAUGAUUACUUAACGUGGGUUGUUACAAAAGAACAACUAUCACGGCGAGCGUAAAUGUUAAGCAUUACGUAACACUACGGUACUUUUGCGCAUCCCCUUCUCGUCCAAAAUUGCGUUUUUACUCUCCGAUUGCAUCGUAGAGAAGGAUCAUUUAUUACAAUAAUUGCAGAUUAUUAUGGCUAUAUAUAUAUUAUAUAUAUAUAUAUAUAAAUAUAUAUAUUAUAUAUUAGAAAUUGAAAUACUCGUAAUAAAGAACACGCCGACGCUUCCUCUGA
Bombus impatiens (common eastern bumble bee) is the source of this 9829-nucleotide messenger RNA. Its product is annotated as proteoglycan 4. The transcript is spliced from 19 exons. Gene Ontology annotation, molecular function: microtubule binding. Gene Ontology annotation, biological process: negative regulation of centriole replication. The record is from RefSeq and is a predicted model, not a curated record. Bases 249 to 3440 code for a protein of 1063 amino acids. NCBI's taxonomy places the organism in Eukaryota, Metazoa, Arthropoda, Insecta, Hymenoptera, Apidae.